Coccomyxa subellipsoidea C-169 is the source of this 1761-nucleotide messenger RNA. RefSeq lists its product as hypothetical. The coding region runs from base 319 to 1761 and encodes 480 amino acids. NCBI's taxonomy places the organism in Eukaryota, Viridiplantae, Chlorophyta, Trebouxiophyceae, Coccomyxaceae. The record is from RefSeq and is a predicted model, not a curated record. The transcript is spliced from 3 exons.
CAACAAUCUCAGCAUUGCAUAGUACCUCCGUCAAGCUAAUUAUUUCGGUCAAGCCUGUAUCUAUAGGAUCGUGCGCUACUCGUUUCUGCGAAGACAGCAAUGCCAUUUGCCAGGUUACCGUUGCAAAGUAGGAUUUGAAAGGGGGGUGGGACGGCCGCAAAUGUUUAUGGGAGUAAUUUAAACGAAUUCUUGAAGUCUUCUGUCGCUGGCCAUGUGAGGCAACACAGAGCGUUCACCUGAAUUGAGCACUGAUGCACCGGACAGACACUGAAGUCGUCUACAAUCUAAACCAACAUCAAGUUCAAUUGUUCUGGACGAAUGGUCAGGAACAAGAGGUGGAGGGUCAGUGUCAAGGUGAUACCAUCAGCCGACACUCCUGCUCUGCUGCAGCCAGGCCGCAGAUUUGGGAGGAACCUAGGCAGCACUGUGGCAACAUCUGCACCGAGGGGACCCCGGAGGCCGGCCAGCGCCCUUCCAUCCUGGCGGAUCCCUGCAAGAAACACAGCUCAGCAGGAAGAACAGCAGGAUGGCUUUGCAGAUGGAGAUGGAGAAGCCGCUGCUGCCUAUUAUCAGCCUCCGCCCUCACGCCGGCGUCUGCGGAAACAGGCAGCUCAAGAGGAUAAUAGACGGCUGCACCAAGCAUGGGAUGCGUGCUUUGAUGACAAUGUAUUCAGGAACACAUGUUUCCAAGCUGGUCAGCCUGCACGCCAAGCAGCACUGAAGCAGCAGCUGCAGGCAGAGUUUUUGACAGCUGCCAGAGCAGCCCUGCCCGCUUGCAGUCCAUGCAGUCAGGCUGGGAGGGUGGGAUCAGUGUGGGAGCAGGUGGAGACGAUCAGCAGGCUUGUGUAUGUCUCGAUCAGCGGCAGGACAGAGGUCAGCCCCCCAGCAUUCAGGUGUGGCGGGUGCAGUGCCGCCUUCACAGUCGAUCCUGUGAGCAUGGGAUGCUUUCCUGCAACGCCACAGAGGCCGCUGGUUUACUACUCUGGAGCGCUCAUGUUGCAGACGCAUGAGCUCAGCCUCGCCAGCCCAACCUCAAUGGUCGCCUGGACUAGCGCCCUGGAGGAGGUGCACGUCAGGAACGGCUGUGUGCCGUACGGGCAACUGAGUGGCCUGCCCAAAAAUAUCUGGAGGAACCUCCCAGUGGCGGUCAGACAGUGGCGCAGAAUGGACAUCGCCACACAUGACCUCAACAGGCUUGGCGUGCAGCCCAUCUGUUCGGAGGCAGGGCUCAGCGGUGACUCAGACUUGCAGCUCGGCCAGCCGCCGCCGCCCCAGGAGAACACUCAGAGGGAAGCAGCAGCGUCGUCAUCGCCACCAGAAAUGGAAGCAGGCAGCCUCGCGGCUCAAACUGGCAGAGAUGCAGCUGAGGUGGGCCCGGCGACCCAGGAAUCUCUGGACAGUCGUGCCUCCGGGGGCCCCACUGUGCAGUGUCCUUGCUGCUUUCGCACUUGCGUGGCAGCCAUUGCUGACGCCUGCCUGGGACUCACGCAGCUCAGGGCGGCGGGCAAAGCCUCUGAUUUCCUGCAGCCGAAGCUGCCCUAUAGCCCCUUCAUUGCUGAUGAAGAGGUGAAGGCCUUGCUCGCUCAACGGAAGGCCUUGGACCCGGCGGCGCUGGAGCGGCCGGUCUGCUCUCAGUUCGUUGCUGCCACGCCAACCGCCUCAGACACGCAGCUGCGCCUAUAUGUGCAAGUGAGUCUCCUCGCAUUUUUCUGGGAUCUUGUUGCGCUUACUGAUGUUGGCAUGCAUCUCAUAUAUCCAUGA